UGUCAGUAACCUAGAUCCUUCUGAAAUCCUUUCUUUCUUUUUCCUUUCAAGCUUUUGAUUAGCCGUCGCUUGUUCGCCAGUCCUCUUUGUAGAGCAGGGUGGAGUGUAAUCGCUCCCAGUCACCUGAGCUGCUUUCCCAGCAGACCUUAUCACCAUGGCAUCAGUCGCAUUUGUAAAGUAGAGCCUGAACGUCGAGCCACGAGUGCGUGUGUGUGUAUGUGUGUGUGCGUGUGUGAGUUGGAACCAUACCGUCACAGCAGGAUCUUCACAGAAAUCUCAAGAUGACCCGUGUUCCAACCACACGACUGCCAACGUCCUCUUUUUUCUUCCUCCUGUGUGCAGCAAGCGUACUUUUCAGUGCAGACGUGACCCUGGCGAUGAAGAUCACCUCCACCGGGCCUCAGACUUUACAGCUGGCACAAGGAGACCAGAAAACACUGGGGUGUACGUACACACCUGGGCCUGAGGACGUCGGCGAGCUGGACAUCGAGUGGACGCUGGUCAGUCCAGACACCACGCAGAAAGACAACGUGCUCCUGUCGUACUCAGGUGGAACUAAAUAUUUCCAUGGCGACCCAGCGUUAAUGAAGGGGGUGGACUUUGCGGUGAGCGACCCCACUCAGGGCGACGCCUCACUCUCGAUCGCUGAGCUCACAGCCACACACACGGGAACAUACCAGUGUAAAGUGAAGAAAGCUCCAGGAUUGGACAUGCGCAAAAUCACCCUGCAGAUUCAGGUGCGGCCGUCAGUGCCGAAGUGUUGGGUGGAAGGGGACGAGGGCGUGGGGACGUCCGUGUCUCUCCACUGCAGGUCGGACCGGGGUUCGUCACCCAUCCAUUAUGUGUGGAGGAGAGAGAGCGGAGGUCCGAUUCCUCCCACCGUUACACAGGAUCCGUUCCUCGGAGAACUUCUUAUUGCUAAUCACUCCGUGGACUUGGCGGGUAUCUACGCAUGUGAGGUGUCUAACGCUGUGGGGAAAGAGCACUGUCGAAUCAACCUGCAGGCCAUCAAACCUCCUAACAGAGCCGGUGUGAUCGCGGGCAUCGUGUCCGGAUGUCUGCUGCUCAUCAUCAUCAUCAUCAUCAUCCUGUUGCUCCUCUUUUUCCGAUGCAGACAACAGCGUCAACGCUAUGAGAAAGAGUUCUCCAAUGAGAUCAGGGAGGACGUUCCGGCGCCCGAGAGCCGACCGGUGAGCCGCGUUUCGAGUCGUCACUCCAGACAGGCCUACAGCCAGAUGAGCCAAACCGAGCACCACCAAGCAGCUUCCACCAGCACGGGAUACACACUGCCCAAAUACGACAACAAAUACGGCUACAUCGUGUGACACGUACGAACAUCAUACGAUCAUGUAUGCACAAAAUUACCCAUAAUUCAGUGCUGGAAUACAAUACACUCACAUUGUAUACAGUGUCUUAUUUAUAGUGUGCAUUUAUAUGCUGAUGUGAUGAUUUUAAAAGACUUUUUUUUAUAAAUUUAUAUUUUAGUUUUGUCAUAAGAAGGAAAUGUUCUUGUCUCUCUGUGUGUGAAUGUAUCAUUUUUAAUUGUGUAAAAAUGUUGUAAAGUCAACUAAGGGCAUUAUAAUGUAUGAAUAUUGCGUUUUUAAAGACAUUAUUAUUGCAUUAUUGAUUAUAUUCUGAAUGUAGCUACUAAUCAUUUAUCUAAUAAUCAGUAUCAACAGAUAAAAUCCAAUUCAGCAAAGACGUUAUUAACACACGUCUCCUCUAAUACUGUGAAUAAAACACCAACUUUUUAUUAAAUACA
Pangasianodon hypophthalmus (striped catfish) is the source of this 1762-nucleotide messenger RNA. RefSeq names its product V-set and immunoglobulin domain containing 8a (gene vsig8a). The record is from RefSeq and is a predicted model, not a curated record. The coding region runs from base 282 to 1325 and encodes 347 amino acids. The transcript is spliced from 8 exons. Lineage: Eukaryota; Metazoa; Chordata; Actinopteri; Siluriformes; Pangasiidae.